AUGACUUUAGACGCUGUUAGAGGCAAUAUUGAGUUCUGUCAUAUCACCUUCAAAUACCCAACAAGGCCCGAUGUCCAGAUUUUCCAGGAUCUUUGCUUGUCUGUUAACUCUGGGAAGACCGUUGCAUUGGUAGGAGAGAGUGGGUGUGGAAAAUCUACAGCAAUAGCGUUGUUACAGAGAUUCUAUGACCCAGAUUCGGGCCAUAUACUUCUAGAUGCAAUUAAAUUGCAAAAGUUUAAGCUGAGAUGGUUGAGGCAGCAGAUGGGUUUGGUAAGUCAAGAACCUGUUAUGUUCAAUGAUACAAUUCGAGCAAAUAUUGCUUACGGGAAAGAAGGGAAAGCUACUGAAGCUGAGAUUGUAGCUGCAGCUGAGGCAGCACAUGCUCACAAUUUAAUAUGCAGUUUGCAGCAGGGCUAUGAUACAAUGGUGGGUGAGCGAGGAAUUCAACUAUCUGGUGGGCAGAAACAGAGGAUAGCCAUAUCACGUGCAAUAGUGAAGGACCCAAAAAUAUUGCUCCUCGAUGAGGCUACUAGUGCACUUGAUGCCGAAUCCGAAAGAAUUGUUCAGGAUGCAUUAGAUCGUGUGAUGGUCAACCGGACGACUGUGGUUGUUGCACACCGCCUAACGACAAUCAAGAAUGCCGAUCUUAUUGCAGUUGUUAAAAAUGGAGUGAUCAUUGAGAAAGGAAAACACAACAUUCUAAUCGACAUUAAUGGUGGGGCUUAUGCCUCCCUUGUAGCACUGCACUCAAGUUCAACUACUUCAUGA
Phalaenopsis equestris is the source of this 768-nucleotide messenger RNA. Its product is annotated as ABC transporter B family member 5-like. The transcript is spliced from 3 exons. Gene Ontology annotation, molecular function: ATPase-coupled transmembrane transporter activity; ATP hydrolysis activity; ATP binding. The record is from RefSeq and is a predicted model, not a curated record. The coding region runs from base 1 to 768 and encodes 255 amino acids. Lineage: Eukaryota; Viridiplantae; Streptophyta; Magnoliopsida; Asparagales; Orchidaceae.